This is a messenger RNA of Radiomyces spectabilis, 1945 nucleotides long. Its product is annotated as quinon protein alcohol dehydrogenase-like superfamily. Gene Ontology annotation, molecular function: protein binding. The record is from RefSeq and is a predicted model, not a curated record. The transcript has 3 exons. Bases 58 to 1632 code for a protein of 524 amino acids. NCBI's taxonomy places the organism in Eukaryota, Fungi, Mucoromycota, Mucoromycetes, Mucorales, Radiomycetaceae.
CUCUUUGUUCCCUCUCUUGUCAUCCUUUUUCUUUUCUGUUACCUAUUUAAUCACUUCAUGUCUACUUAUUUACCCUCUUUUGAUUUACAUCAUUAUCAAGAUACCAUGGAAUCCGUUAAAAAAGAGACACUUGCAUUGUUUCCCAUGAAUGACCACUUGGCAGUGCUGUCCACGUGGACAUUUUUUCGUCAUGCUUCGGCUGCUCAACGCUGGGCGAUUCUUGACGGUUUAUUAUCCCUGUGCGACAGAUCGCAGUUGCAUGCUCUCUACGAUACCAUCCAUUCCCAUCUCAGAUCCGAUUUCACCACUCGCUUGCCGGCCGAGAUCUGUGGCAAGAUUUUCUCCUAUUUAGAUGCACAGUCCUUGUGUACUGCCACAACGGUUUGCCGUCGGUGGAAACUGUAUGCCGACGAUGAUUUGCUUUGGCGGCGAAUGUGUUUCCAACACAUUGACAAAAAAUGUACCAAAUGUGGUUGGGCGCUUCCAUUGUUACAGCGACACCGGGUAGCCCGACCGUCUCUGAAGCGUCCAUUGGAAGAUCAUGACGCAGGGGCUGAGGACUCAUCCAAGCGGAUCGACCGACGACCUUGGAAGGAUGUGUACAGCGAACGACUGAUCAUUGAACGCAACUGGCGCAAAAACAAAUCCACCACACGAACGAUGGCGAGCAAACAUGCCGACAGUGUGAUGUGCAUCCAAUUUUGUGAACGACAAAACAUUUUGAUUUCGGGUGGGGCGGAUAAAACGGUGAUGGUUUGGAAUCUUGAGACGGGCGGUCUUCUCCAGACUCUCAAAGGCCAUGCGCGAGCCGUGCAGACGCUGCAAUUCGAUCAUACCAAACUUAUCACGGGAGCCAUGGAUCAUACACUGCGUAUUUGGAAUUAUCGUACAGGCGAAUGCAUGCGUGUCCUCGAAGGACAUACCGACGGCGUUUUGCAUCUUCAUUUUGAUUCACGAAUCCUUGCCAGUGCUUCCGCCGACGCCACGAUCAAGAUCUGGAAUUUUCAAACCGGUGAAUGCUUUACCUUGGCGGGCCAUACAGGGCCUGUAAACCAUGUUCAAAUUUAUCAGCAUCAUACCGUGAUAUCGGCAAGCAGUGAUCAAACCGUCCGCGCUUGGGAUCUUGAAACCCGAACUUGUACCUUUGUAUUCCGGGGCCAUAUGGCCGACGUUCAGAUGGCGCAACCGAGUAUGCCUGGAUUUCCCCAUCGUUUCACGGAAGCACAGAAGCAAGGUUCCGCGGAAACACCCCAAAUCGUUUCCAAAGCCCACGAUGACAGUGACCUCAAUUACCAUGAGCCUUCCUCUGAUACCGAUGAUGAUCACACGACACCUGUCAUUAUCUCCAGUUCCCUCGAUAAAACCAUGAAGAUCUGGUCUCUGCAGACAGGGUCUUGUCUACGUACGUUAUUCGAUGAACACGGGGUUCGCACACUGGUUUACGAUAAGCUACGACUGAUUUCCGGGUCCGAAAAUGGCAUGCUUAAAAUUUGGGAUAUGGAGAAUGGGUGCACUUUGCAUUCACUCCAAAGUCAUGCAGCUCCCGUGACGGCGGUCGCACUGAGUGACACCAAGAUCGUCAGUGCAUCCAAGGGCGGCGACAUUCGCGUCUGGGAUUUCGGCCCACUGUAAUUUUUACACCUGCACUCUCUUACGCACCCCCCCUCUCUCUCCCUCUCUUCCUUUUAUCAAAUCAAGCAUAUAGUAUACCACUCUACACUAUACAUCCCAUCUAAUAGAAAAAAAAUACAGCAUGUUUCAUCACCAACCAAUGUCCACUCAAUCGGCUUUUUAAAAAUAACAUGCAAAUGACACGGUUCAUGUGAUAGACCAAAGGUUGUUAUGCCUUUUAAAAUCGUUGUAUCAUUUUCUAGUUGCAGCACUGCUGAGGAAAAAUCGGCCGGUUCCACUACAGUGAAUCAUGCCAAGUUGACCUCAAUGAGAG